Messenger RNA from Didymosphaeria variabile, 852 nucleotides. RefSeq lists its product as uncharacterized. Bases 1 to 852 code for a protein of 283 amino acids. The transcript is spliced from 3 exons. Gene Ontology annotation, molecular function: protein binding. Lineage: Eukaryota; Fungi; Ascomycota; Dothideomycetes; Pleosporales; Didymosphaeriaceae. The record is from RefSeq and is a predicted model, not a curated record.
AUGGCGGAUAUUGAGAACCAGACACCUGUUGAGGGGACUCCGGCCGACGAUGUCGACAUGGAGGAGGGCGCUGACGCAGGUGCGGGCGCGGGUGAGGAAGCCAACCUUACCGAGCUGGAGCCGGAGACGCCCAAGCUCGUGCUGUUCUCAGACUUGAUGAAGAGCCCUAUCGUCGAGGUUAUCGUUGGAUCUGGAGGCACAAAGACCACAUACUCUGCCCACGAAGCAGUUCUAGUCAAAUCGCCAGAAUUUGCAAGGAAUAUCGAGGAGUUCGCACCGGGAGGCCCACGUCAAAUUAUCAUGCCUGAUGUUGAUGUUGACGCCAUGGGCUCUGCCAUCGAGUACCUUUACACAAACGAAUACUUCCCCAAGAAGACCUCUUCAUCGCGCGAUGCUCCCCUCGAGAAAGACCCACGUCAACCCCAGCCCGACGAUGAAGGCCUCGGCCUCCUUGUCCACGCGCGCAUCUAUACCCUCGCCGAGCGCCUGCAACUCCCCAACCUCAAGUCCCUCGCGCAUAGCAAGAUCCACCGCACUGCCUCCACCGCCAAGGGCGAACUUUCCUACGCCCGCUACGUCUACAAGGAGUCCAGUCCUGAUGACCACACCAUCCGCAAACCGGUCGCUGCUUUCUGGGCCACCCGCUCCUUCAGCCUGCGCCACGAGGCAGAACCAGAGUUCCGCGCCAUGUGUCUCGAGUUCCCGCAAUUCUCGUAUGAUGUGCUGCAAUUGGUUCUUGACAGUCAGGAGAGGGGCAGAAACCGCGGCGGCGACGGCGAGAGCUCGCACAGGGGCCCGGCGGUCGUGCCUGGUAGCAGUCGCAAGAGGGCUAGAGUAAGUCAGCAGGUCUAG